UUGUUGCUAUAAUUCUUAAUUCAUGCGUUGUAGGGGGAGAUUUAUGUCACCACAAACAGAAACGAAAGCAAAGGUUGGGUUCAAAGCUGGUGUUAAAGAUUAUAAAUUGACUUAUUAUACUCCUGACUAUCAAACCAAAGAUACUGAUAUCUUGGCAGCAUUCCGAGUAACUCCUCAACCUGGAGUUCCGCCUGAAGAAGCAGGUGCAGCGGUAGCUGCAGAAUCUUCCACUGGUACAUGGACAACUGUGUGGACCGAUGGACUUACGAGCCUCGAUCGUUAUAAAGGACGCUGCUACGAGAUCGAGCCUGUUCCUGGAGAAGAUAAUCAAUUUAUUGCUUAUGUAGCUUAUCCCUUAGACCUUUUUGAAGAAGGUUCUGUUACUAACAUGUUUACCUCCAUUGUAGGUAAUGUAUUUGGGUUCAAGGCCUUGCGUGCUCUACGUCUGGAAGAUUUGCGAAUCCCUUAUGCUUAUGUUAAAACUUUCCAAGGUCCUCCUCACGGAAUCCAAGUUGAGAGAGAUAAAUUGAACAAGUAUGGACGUCCCCUAUUGGGAUGUACUAUUAAACCAAAAUUGGGUUUAUCCGCUAAGAAUUAUGGUAGAGCAGUUUAUGAAUGUCUCCGCGGGGGACUUGAUUUUACCAAAGAUGAUGAAAAUGUGAACUCCCAACCAUUUAUGCGUUGGAGAGACCGUUUCUUAUUUUGUGCCGAAGCAAUUUAUAAAUCACAGGCCGAAACAGGUGAAAUCAAAGGACAUUAUUUGAAUGCUACUGCGGGUACAUGUGAAGAAAUGCUAAAAAGAGCUGUAUUUGCUAGAGAAUUGGGCGUUCCUAUCGUAAUGCAUGACUACUUAACAGGUGGAUUCACUGCAAAUACUACCCUGUCUCACUAUUGCCGGGAUAAUGGUCUACUUCUUCAUAUCCACCGUGCAAUGCAUGCAGUUAUCGAUAGACAAAAAAAUCAUGGUAUGCACUUUCGUGUAUUAGCUAAAGCCUUACGUUUGUCUGGUGGAGAUCAUAUUCACGCUGGUACUGUAGUAGGUAAACUUGAAGGAGAAAGGGAGAUUACUUUAGGUUUUGUUGAUUUACUACGUGAUGAUUAUAUUAAAAAAGAUAGAAGUCGCGGUAUUUAUUUCACUCAGGAUUGGGUUUCUUUACCAGGUGUUAUCCCUGUUGCUUCAGGGGGUAUUCACGUUUGGCAUAUGCCUGCUCUGACCGAGAUAUUUGGAGAUGAUUCUGUACUCCAAUUCGGUGGAGGAACUUUAGGACACCCUUGGGGAAAUGCACCUGGUGCCGUAGCGAAUCGAGUAGCUCUGGAAGCAUGUGUACAAGCUCGGAAUGAGGGACGUGAUCUUGCUCGCGAGGGUAAUGCAAUUAUCCGUGAAGCUUGCAAAUGGAGUCCUGAAUUAGCUGCUGCUUGUGAAGUCUGGAAGGAAAUCAAAUUUGAAUUCCCAGCAAUGGAUACUUUGUAAUCCAGUAAUAAUCAUUCGUUCUAUUAAUUUCCAUUAAACUCGGCCCAAUCUUUUACUAA
Messenger RNA from Lathyrus oleraceus (garden pea), 1530 nucleotides. Its product is annotated as ribulose bisphosphate carboxylase large chain. Bases 23 to 1471 code for a protein of 482 amino acids. The transcript has a single exon. Gene Ontology annotation, molecular function: magnesium ion binding; ribulose-bisphosphate carboxylase activity. The record is from RefSeq and is a predicted model, not a curated record. Gene Ontology annotation, biological process: carbon fixation. NCBI's taxonomy places the organism in Eukaryota, Viridiplantae, Streptophyta, Magnoliopsida, Fabales, Fabaceae.